GAUAGAAUAGCUAGGAAUCAAAAGCUUUUCUGCAACCAUUUGUUUCUGGGAUGCACAAUUAUUGGAGCUCAUGUUUCUCCUUCGAUAAGGAUUAAAAUGGAUCUGAGAAAUGAACGUCUUUGGAUGUAUAAUCGAGUCAUACCUGGAAGAAAGGGAUUGACAGAUGAAUUUAAGGUUGGAGUAGAUCAAUUUGUGAAUUUUGCUUGCGCACAAGCGGAGUUUGUUGAGAACGGUGUAAUUAGAUGCCCGUGUACCAAAUGUAGAAAUCAAUGCUACAAGAAUCCCAAAGAUGUAAAAGUCGACCUUUAUAAGUGGGGGUUCGAAUCAAACUAUUGGCACUGGACUUGUCAUGGGGAAGAGGUCCCAUUUUUCACUCAAAGCGUGAAUGAUGUGUCACAUAUGGGGGGUGAAGGGAAUAACAUGUACGAAACAAUGGUUCAUGAUAAUUUUGGGAUGAGCUCAACACCUACUCAUCAAAAUGGAGAUUUUGAAGGGCCACAUGAAAGUGCACAAAAAUUUUAUGAGUUACUCGAUUCUGCACGACAACCAUUAUGGCCAGGAUGUACAACAGAUACUGAAUUAUCAUUUACAUUGAAGAUGAUGAGUAUAAAAUCAUCAUAUAACAUUGCACAAAAGGCCAUGGAUGAGAUGUUAGAUGCAUGUAGUCGAGCAAUGCCACUACCAAAUAAGGUACCGUCCAAUUUUUAUCAAGCUGAGAAAUUGGUCUCUAAACUUGGUCUCGGUCAUGUGAAAAUUGAUUGUUGUAUUAACGGUUGCAUGUUGUAUUACAAAGAGGAUAUUGAAUUGGGACAAUGCAAAUUUUGCGGUGAGCCACGUUACAAAGAAAGUACAAAACACCAGUCAAAAGUUCCUCGGAAAAGGAUGCAUUACUUACCUCUAAUUCCAAGACUUCAAAGGUUAUAUGCAUCGCCGAGCUCAGCUAAGCAUAUGAGGUGGCAUGCUGAAAAUCAUCGUGACAUCGGCAUGAUGUGUCAUCCAUCAGACGGUGAAGCAUGGAAACAUUUUGAUAAAACCUAUCCCGAAUUUGCUUCAGAACCACGUAAUGUCAGGCUCGGCUUGUGUUCGGAUGGCUUCUCUCCUUUUGGUAUGUCCUCUAAGUCAUAUUCGUGUUGGCCCAUAAUCGUUACUGUGUACAACCUUCCACCGUCAAUGUGUAUGACAACCCCGUAUAUGUUUUUGAGUUCUAUAAUUCCUGGUAAAAAUAAUCCAAAGGCUCAAAUCGAUGUAUACUUACAGCCACUAAUCGAUGAAUUGAAAUCUUUGUGGGAAACAGGGGUUGUCACUUAUGAUGUGUCGUUAAAGCAAAACUUUGUGAUGAAGGCAUCUUUAAUGUGGACAAUAAGUGACUUUCCGGCGUAUGGGAUGCUAUCAGGUUGGCAAACUGCAGGGAAAUUAUCUUGUCCAUAUUGUAUGGAAUCCACACAAGCUUUUUGGUUAAAGAAUGGAGGAAAACAUUCAUGGUUUGAUUGUCAUCGCCAAUUCUUGUCUAUGAAUCAUCCUUUUAGGAAAAACAAAAACGAUUUUCUAAAAGGAAGGGUUGAAAAGUCAUAUCCUCCUUGUCUAUUGUGUGGUGAAGAAGUGUUGGAGCGUGUGUCAUACAUUCCAAAGAUCACCGAACAGCCCAAUUUAAAGAUGCCGGGAUAUGGGGAAACACACAAUUGGACCAAAAGGAGUAUAUUUUGGGACCUACCAUAUUGGAAAGAUAAUCUUAUCCGACACAAUCUUGAUGUCAUGCACAUUGCGAAGGGCGAUCCACCAUGAAUUGUGGAGUUUCCAUCAAAGGCACAAAUUGUGGAAAUGUUGAAGAUAAUUUUUAUGGAAUGAUUAAUGAGAUUGUUGAAAUGUCAUAUCCAAAUUUCCCAGUAAAAAAGGUGGUGCUCUUUAAUUGUGAGUGGUUUGAUACGUCUCCUAACCGUGGUACUAGAGUUGAUCCAACAUAUGGACUUGUAGAAGUGCAACGCAACCGAAGAUAUCAUAAAUUUGACCCAUUUAUCUUUGCACAUAAUGCGAGUCAGGUAUAUUAUGCCCCGUAUCCCCGAGGCAUAAGUAAUAAAAAUAACUGGUGGGUUGUCUUUACAACUAGACCAAGAGGGACAUUCGACGAUCAGUAUAAAUUAAAUUCCGCAUUUCAACAAUCUGAAAUUCCUUCACAUAACAGGAACAUUACUACUUUGGAAAAUGAUGUUGUUGAUCCUCUAGUGGAUUAUUCACAAGUCUAUGAGAUUGACGCGGAAGAGGCAACAAAUGAAGAAGAAGAAGAGGAGGAGGAGGAGGAGGAGGAGGAGGAGGAGGAGGAGGAGCUGGAAGAAGAACCAGAAGAAGAUCUGGAAGAAGAGGAAGAAGAAGGAUAAAAAAAUAUUUGUCAUUAAUUUUACUUUAUUUUUCUGAUAUGAUACAAUCUCAUCUGAAUAAAAUAAGAAUAAACAUUCAUUGAUAAAAAAAGAUGAACAUAAGCGCUCCUAAGGAUGUUGUCAUUUGGAUACAGAUUUCAUGGUCCUAGUCGGAUCUGACAUGUCUAAGUCUUGUGUGAUUUGAUAAAUGUCUGAUAUAUGUAUAUUUUGUCAUACCAGACCAGACUUAAACAGACCAAACUACACCAUAUAAGACAACAAAAUUUCAGUCCAAAAGAAAAUAUCAAGUGUAAAAAAAUCUAGUCUCAAAUUUAUGCUAUUUCAUUGAUUUGGUAUCUAAUUAUUGUUAUUUAUUUUGAAAAUAAACAACUUCCCCCAAAAAAAUCCGCAAUACCUCAUCCCCUCCUAAAAUUUCACUCCGUACAUCCUCCCUCCCAAAAUGAAAUUAUUGAAAAACUUCCCUCCAAUCUUUUUAGUUUCCCCAAUUAUUUCCCUCCCCAAUUAUUUCCCUCCCCAAUAAUUGUAGCUAGGUUUUAUUCCGUAUUACACUUGCUAUUCUUUGGAAGCACCAGAGCACCAGCCGCUGCAGCUUUACUCUUUCUCGACUAACUCCAUAGCUGGAAGAACAGAUGGUUCGUACUACUAAUGAGAGACAAACUGGGAACACUUUCAGCCAACUAGCCUUGCCACCGCCUCUUAAUACAGGACAUUUAUGGCUUCCACGUGAGGGCAGACCAUUCAACUCAUCUUCACCUAAUAAUACAAGUUCUUCAAGCGCUUCUCUAUCGAGUCAACCGGAAUCUCCAAAUAGCACAUCUACCUUGAGUGAGCCAAACCAAUCCCCACCCUCAGAAGUUAAGAAAGAGAUCGUUCCUGAUGGGAAAUCCGGAUUCAUUCCAUGCUCGGCAAAAAGAUAUGUUAUGCCAUGCCUUAAGAAAAAAUUUGAUGAGCCAAUUCUCUCUUAUAAAGAAGCCUCGCCUGAAUUACAAAAUAUUUGGCUUAAUUUAUUUAAGGAAAGGUAUACAUGGAGGCCGGAACAUGAAUAUCGCAUCCAAAAAAACUUUAAUAGUAAAGGUUCUGCUGGGCUUUCACGGGCUCUGUCUGCUGUUCGAAAGUCAAAAAAACAGCCAAAGUGGAUAAUCAAGUCACUAUGGACUCAAUUGCUUGUCAAAUGGGGUGACAUAAAGUACAUACAAAAGUGUGAAACUAAUCAGAAAAAUAGAAAUUCUGAUGUUGGAAUCACCUUGCACACGGGGGGUUCCAUUCCCAUUACAGAACACAUUCGAAGAUAUGAGGAAAAACAUGGUCUGUCUGCAGAACCAGAUAAGAUGUAUUUACAAACACACACGAAGAAAAAAGAUGGUUCAUUUGUCACCCCCAAAGCUAAGCAAGUCUAUGUGAGUGUAUUAUAGUAUUGUGUAGAUUUAUUAAAUACACUGUAUUUUAAUGAAGUAAUGACUUAUCAUUAUUAUUUCCACAUUUUACAAAUAAGAUGCAGACUUUAACCAUUGUUGUAAUUUGCUAAUAACCAUAUUAUUGCUAUUUAUUGUGAUAACAACUAAUGCGAUUGUGCGGAAUGUGUGUUCAUUGUUGGUUGGAGUACUAAUCCAUUUGGAGUGAUACCGCAGGUAUUAAAUUUGUAUCCACUAGUGUAUUUCUUAUGUCUUUGUCCCUCAAGUAAUUUAUUUAGUGAUGAAUUGACACUAUAUUGUUCUACUGACAUUUUGUAGUCCUUAAUAAUUUUUUUUGAUAUUAUAUUUCAUGUUCAGGAAUCCUAUGAGGAGCUGAAGUCAAAAGACACAAAUGCCAAUUCUAAAGAAUUGCUGUUAGAGGCUGCUGGCGGACAUAAAAGGGGCGGAAAAGUUUCAGGUUUUGGUUCUGCCAGCGAUUACUACUUCCCAAGUACGUCUACUACUGAAGUUCCUUCACAACCCUCAUAUGAUGACACAGUAUGGAAACAUCGUUUGGCUGAAGUUGAAAAGGCCCACAAAGAGCUGAUAGAAUCCAACAAAGAGCUGAUACAAUCAAACAAAGAGUUGAUACAGUUCAAGGAAUCUGCAUCAGUCAUUAUUGAAAAAAUGCAGCGCUCUAUGAAUAUGUGUCAACAAUCACCGCAAGGUACCUUUACAAAUGUGUUUCCAUCCCAAAGUAUGCAUCACAGUUCAAUCAUGGGUUUUCUUCCUCACCAACAACCUAGUUACAUCAAUGUUCUUCCUCAACAAUCUCAAUUCGGACCUUUCAUGAGUAUGUUAAUGCCACAAACUUCACAACUAUUCAAUACCAAGAAUAAUGGCCCGAAUCAGGAAGACAAUGGAUGUCAAGACGAGGAAGAUGAACAUGUUUAGUCUUUGUAUUUCAAAUCAAUAUAUUUAGUUUUUGUGAUUCAGUAUGUGCUUUUUAAGGUCUUCAAGAAUGACUUCAUCACUGUAUUUUGGAUUUCUUUUGGUUAAAUUAUGCAGUUUGGAUUUCUUUUGGUUAAAGUAUGCAAUUGCUAUCAUGUACUUCGUAUGUUGGUAUAAUUUAAAUUCUGGUAUUUGAUAAAUGCUUUGAUAGGGAUCUGAU
Molecule: messenger RNA, 4934 nt
Organism: Cuscuta epithymum
Lineage: Eukaryota; Viridiplantae; Streptophyta; Magnoliopsida; Solanales; Convolvulaceae
Source: the annotation of a GenBank genome assembly